Molecule: messenger RNA, 441 nt
Organism: Triticum turgidum subsp. durum (durum wheat)
Lineage: Eukaryota; Viridiplantae; Streptophyta; Magnoliopsida; Poales; Poaceae
Source: the annotation of a GenBank genome assembly
AUGGAGUGGUGGUCGUUCGAGGUGAUGGUGAUACUGUCCGGCCUUCUCCCCAACCCCAAGCUCGAGACUGCCGUCCUCUCUAUCUGCUUGAACACCAACUCCUUGGUGUGCACGGUGCCGAAUGGGCUCUCUUCGGCCAUAAGCACGCGCGUGUCCAACGAGCUCGGAGUGGGGCAGCCCCGGGCGGCGCUUCUGGCGGCCCGCGUGGUGAUAGUGCUGGCGUUUCUGGUGGGCACGUCGGAGGGGCUCCUCCUGGUUCUUGUGCACAAAGUGUGGGGCUAUGCCUACAGCAAGGACCAGGAGGUGGUCUCCUACGUCGGCACCAUGAUGCUCAUCCUCGCCGUCUCCGUCCUCUUCGACGGCCUCCAGUACGUCCUCUCAGGGGAGAAGUUAAAAUUUGCAACUCGUCAGAAUUCUAAAGCAUGUUCUUCCUCUUCGUAG